AUGCACCUGCCCGGCUGCGCCCCAGCCAUGGCCGACGGCAGCUUCUCGCUCGCCGGCCACCUGCUCCGCAGCCCGGGCGGGAGCACCUCGCGGCUGCACAGCAUCGAAGCCAUCCUGGGGUUUACCAAGGACGACGGGAUCCUCGGCUCCUUCGCAGCGGAGCCGGGCGCCGGGGGCACCAAGGAGCGAGAUAGGAGGCCGGGCGCGAGGGCUGCCUGCCCUAAGGCGCCCGCGGGAGGCGCCCCGCCCUGCCCGCCGCCCGCUCCUGAGUACGAAGGCCCCCGCCCCUACUGCCCCAAGGAGCCCGGGGAGGCGCGGCCGAGCCCGGGGCUGCCCGUCGGACUCGCGGGCGACGCGAAGCUGUCGGAGGAGGAGCCGCCGAAGAAGAAGCACCGGAGGAACCGCACCACCUUCACCACAUACCAGCUGCACGAGCUGGAGCGAGCGUUCGAGAAGUCCCACUACCCCGACGUGUACAGCCGCGAGGAGCUGGCGGGCAAGGUCAACCUCCCCGAGGUCCGGGUCCAGGUGUGGUUCCAGAACCGACGGGCCAAGUGGCGACGGCAGGAGAAGCUGGAGGUGUCGUCCAUGAAGCUGCAGGACUCGCCCCUCCUCUCCUUCAGCCGCUCCCCGCCCUCGGCGGCUCUGGCGCCGCUCGGGGCGGGCUCUGGCGGCGGCGGCGGCGGGCCGGCGGGGGGCGCCCUGCCGCUGGAGUCGUGGCUCGGGCCGCCGUUGCCGGGCGGGGGCGCCACGGCGCUGCAGAGCCUGCCGGGCUUCGGGCCGCCGGCGCAGAGCCUUCCCGCCAGCUACACGCCGCCGCCGCCGCCCUUCCUGAACUCGCCGCCGCUGGGCCCCGGCCUGCAGCCUCUGGCGCCGCCGCCGCCCGCCUACCCCUGCGGGCCCGGCUUCGGGGACAAGUUCCCGCUGGACGAGGCGGACCCGCGCAACAGCAGCAUCGCGGCGCUGCGCCUGAAGGCCAAGGAGCACAUCCAGGCCAUCGGGAAGCCGUGGCAGGCACUCUAGGGGCGCGGGGACCAAAUCGGGCGCCAGACAGCCCUUCUGGAGCCGACCACGAACCGCAAGCGUGCACCCCUUCUCCCUGGGUCCCCCGACGGCCGCUCCUUCCCCGUGCAGCCUGAAGCUGCAGCCAGGCUUGGGUCUUGGGUGCGCGUCUGUUCCUGACUCAGCCCGGAGGACUGACCCUCAGGCCGACCGAGGCCCCUUAGCCACCCCAAACCCCCAGAGCCCCCCAGCCUCGCUGCUGGAGGGGGAGAAGCGAGCGGCCCGGCCAUGUCCGAGGGACCCAAAGCGCCUGACCUCGGCGGUUCCCUGGCGGCGUGGCAACCCCAGAUAA
Eptesicus fuscus (big brown bat) is the source of this 1354-nucleotide messenger RNA. RefSeq names its product retina and anterior neural fold homeobox (gene RAX). Gene Ontology annotation, biological process: positive regulation of transcription by RNA polymerase II. The coding region runs from base 1 to 1023 and encodes 340 amino acids. Lineage: Eukaryota; Metazoa; Chordata; Mammalia; Chiroptera; Vespertilionidae. The transcript is spliced from 3 exons. The record is from RefSeq and is a predicted model, not a curated record. Gene Ontology annotation, molecular function: RNA polymerase II cis-regulatory region sequence-specific DNA binding; DNA-binding transcription factor activity, RNA polymerase II-specific.